Messenger RNA from Aspergillus uvarum CBS 121591, 795 nucleotides. RefSeq lists its product as uncharacterized. The coding region runs from base 184 to 585 and encodes 133 amino acids. Lineage: Eukaryota; Fungi; Ascomycota; Eurotiomycetes; Eurotiales; Aspergillaceae. The transcript has a single exon. The record is from RefSeq and is a predicted model, not a curated record.
AAAAAAAAAAAAAAAAAAAAAAAAAAAAAGAGGAAAUAGAGAUAGAAGUAAAGUUCCUCUGAUUAUAUGUAUGUACAGUACAGCUUCGUCUGACUGGCAGUCCGUAUCUGCUUCUAGAAGAUCCAUCCUCCAAUUCCACCCAGACUCCGAAAUCCCAAAGUAAUAUCGUCAUAUCAUAUCCAAAUGAGGUGGCGGCAUGUGUGUGUGUGUGUGUGUGUGUGUGUGUGUGUGUGGCAAUUUGUGUGUGUACCUCUCCAGUCGGAACGCCUAACAAAAACCCCGUGCAAAACUCCGAGGGAAAGCAAACAAAAGCGCAGAACUCCGAAUGGUCGCAGUAACGCGUAUAUCAAGAACCCAACCCGAUAUGAAGAAGCAGAUCAAGCAGAAGAAGAAGCGGUCAAGGAAACAAUAUUGAGAAAUGUAGACCAUAACUCACGAACUGUGAUGAAGCAAGGUGGAAAAUGCUUUACCCAUGGAGGAAAGGUGGCGACUCGAGCAUGCGCAAGACACCCGCGGAAAUUCAAGAGAGCAUGGUCCAGCAUGCUCGAAGAAGGGAAAGACCAAGGGGUUCGGGAAUCUAUCUAGGCGGCGUGGCUCCAAUGGCAUGUGCAACAGGUGGUGGGAACGCGGUGGGAGCCAACUUGCUCGGGCCACUCGACGGAGGAGUGAUAGUGUGCCGUUUGGAGAUCAUGGCCAAUUUCUUGCGGAGGGAUGCCAAUCGGCCCCGGAUGCUGGACACCACUGUGGCACGUUAGUGGAAUUCUGGAAAUCUUCUAGAAACCGAAGAAGAAUCGA